Messenger RNA from Durio zibethinus, 480 nucleotides. RefSeq names its product transcription activator-like protein. The record is from RefSeq and is a predicted model, not a curated record. Lineage: Eukaryota; Viridiplantae; Streptophyta; Magnoliopsida; Malvales; Malvaceae.
GAUCAUUGUGGUAGAAAUUGUCAAAUUGUUGUUAUUUAACAAUGGAAAGGAAGAGUGAAGAAGAAGGAAAAGCAAAAGAGACGGAGCACAUUCAUCAGCUUCCUCAUAUUUCACCUAUGCAGCCGGUGAUACAUGGUGCUUACGGUGGCAGAAUGUACGGAACCGAGCAGGGACAGAAGAAAAAAGAGGAAAAGCCGCCUGCCAGUAAGACUCAAAGUGCUGAUGGACCGGAUGAGGCCAAGAACGAGCCCAGGCACAAACCUCCACCGUCAUCCGGUGAUCUUGACAUUGAUAUCAGUGGCCAAUCUUAUAUCCAGUAAAUCGUCGCUGCCGCUUUAUUGUUUGUUCUAUGCUGUUCUCUAUUUUUUUUUUUUUUUUGGAUUUCUUGGCUUGUAAAAUAAACGGCAUGCUUUAAUAUUGUGGUUUCAAUUUUCCAGUCUUCAGCUGUAUGUUACAAUGGAAUCUCUUACUUUCUAGUAA